AUGGAAGUAGCACCAUUCACCAUUACCCCUAGGGAUCCACUAGCAAAAUUUUUGCUCCCUGUUCUCGCGACUUUAUGCUAUUCUGGCCUACUGGUCUCAGUUCCAGAGGAAGGAAUGCUUCCACUAGGUGACACAGCAAUGAUUCCAUUGAAGGGGAAGUUAAGACUGCCACAUGGCUACUUUGGGCUCCUCAUGCCUCUGAAUCAACAGGCAAGGAAGAGAGUUACUGUGCUGGCUGGUGUGAUUGAUCUGGACUACCAAGCGGAAAUUGGCCUAUUACUCCCCAAUGGAAGUAAGGAAGAGUAUGUCUGGAAUACAGGAGAGCCCUUAGGGCAUCUCUUAAUAUUACCAUACACUGCGAUUAAGGUCAGUGGAAAGCUAAAACAACCCAAUCCAGGCAGGAUUAGUAAUGACCUGACCCUUCGGAAUGAAGGUUUAGGUCACCCCACUGAGUAA
Molecule: messenger RNA, 456 nt
Organism: Equus quagga
Lineage: Eukaryota; Metazoa; Chordata; Mammalia; Perissodactyla; Equidae
Product: deoxyuridine 5'-triphosphate nucleotidohydrolase-like
Exons: 1
Coding region: 1-456 (151 amino acids)
Biological process (GO): dUTP catabolic process; dUMP biosynthetic process
Molecular function (GO): dUTP diphosphatase activity; magnesium ion binding
Source: RefSeq, a predicted model, not a curated record